Neurospora hispaniola is the source of this 961-nucleotide messenger RNA. RefSeq lists its product as uncharacterized. NCBI's taxonomy places the organism in Eukaryota, Fungi, Ascomycota, Sordariomycetes, Sordariales, Sordariaceae. The record is from RefSeq and is a predicted model, not a curated record. The transcript is spliced from 3 exons. The coding region runs from base 118 to 804 and encodes 228 amino acids.
GUUCUGGAUCAGCACGUUGUAACGCGUUCCUGACGCUAGCUCAGAUUGGGGAUAACACGCCAGUCCCCUCCUCUUCCAUUCCCUUCCCUUCCCUUUCCUGGUGAUAGUUGGUGGCACAUGUCCACAGAGCCUUACCGACGGGAUGGAGGAGAGCGGUUCCGUUCCGAUCUACACGUGUCGAAGCCUUUGACGGAGUGGAAGUUCGGCAGAAGCAACUGUUCUUGGACGUCUGCCGCUGGAUACGAUGUUCGCAACACGGCCUCGGAGGACCGGAUCUCGGGAUACGCAAUGUGUGGUGGAGGAAGAUGGCAAAGGGGAAAUGACAGGAGGACGCCGCACCACUUUUUCCCACCCAGACGGCGCACAUAUCCCGCGAGUUUUCUUGGUUCGGAGGCUCUAUGCGAUACGUCCGUAGCACCGACAACACCAACGCAUUGUGAUCGCGACGACGAGACAACUUUCGGUGUAUCUAUCCACAGGAGCCACAGAUCAGCAGCAUGCUGGCCAGAUGGCACUCUGCAGUGUAGUCGGUUCCGGCGGCUGGCGAUCUCCACGAUGGGCUCGCCUCUCUCCCCUUCCAAGCCACGUCUCUGUGUGUCUUCUUUCUGUGGGCAGGCAGUAAACAGCCUAGAAUACCUAAGUCAUGUGUCGAGUCGACUCGACCCGGAUCUCAGACGGGCCGUCCAGGGCUGUUCGACAGCGUUUCACCCUGUGUCUCCGGGUAGUCCCGCCCGGGCCAGACAAUGCUUGUUUGUUGUGUUGGACCGAGUGUGUCCCACUGUGACAGUGAGUGAGCCCGUGUAGGAAACGAUUGAACCAACAGACAUUUGCGACUUCGUAGAUGAGAUGAACAUCUGAUGGAAUCGAGCCUUGAGGCUGGACUUUCAGCCAAACCGACCAACGAGCAAAGUACUCCCGAGUUGAUCGUCUAACCAUCGAUGGCUAUCUCGGUGUACCGGAC